Molecule: messenger RNA, 788 nt
Organism: Medioppia subpectinata
Lineage: Eukaryota; Metazoa; Arthropoda; Arachnida; Sarcoptiformes; Oppiidae
Source: the annotation of a GenBank genome assembly
AUUUUUACACUUUAUUGUAAUUAUCGUCGAGAGAAAAGUCAUUCACAAAAUUGCUAUUUUUAUUAUAACACUAAUAGAGAGUAAGACGAGAGUGAGAUAUAAUGUCCGCCGUUUGGGUCAUCAUUACUAUACCGACCAAAGAGUUUGAGCUCGAGAUUAAGGAAAGAGAGAAUCUCUUGGAUGUGAAGCGACCGAAGAUUGUCAACAAAUGUGAAUUGCACACAAUUAAUGAGGCAAACGAGAAUCUAAACAAUGAAUACCGCAAUAAAUUGGAUAAUUUAACGGAACCGCUGUUUGAAACAUUAGUGGAGGAAUCGCUCACAUAUUUAGGCAUCGAAGAAGCCGUUUGGCAAAAGUCAAAGAAUACCAGUUAUUAUGGCAUCUCAUUCGCCGUCGAUCUCGAAGACAGCGAUGCAGUCAUUCAGUACUUUAAGGCCAGAGGUGUGGGCAGUAAGGGAUCGAGUAUUGGUAUAAUUCCCUUCUCAUUGUACUGCUAUGAGGAUGAAUUGGAUCCGUUGGACGAGAUUGAGCUCAAUGAAAAUGGUGAGAAGGAUGUGCAGCGAAAACUUAGCAAUUUUAAGGCACUUCAGAGCAAUUUCCUGAAGUCAGUGACGGCCCGACUCACUGUCGCUCAGGUGGUCGACAAUGUGAGGAGCGGAGCGUCGCUCACAUUUGACUUCGUGUGUUAUCUCAUAUUCGCCUCUUGGAUCGCAGCCAUGGGUCUGCUCGACAAUAGUGUCAUCAGUUUAGUGGCCAGUAUGUUGGUCUCACCCAUGAUGUCAUCCUAA